UUUCUCCAUUAAUAAAUCCCAGCUUGGAGAAUGGAAGUUUAGUAGUGCGUGGUCCUGCAUUCGCGGUAACGUGCACUGUUUUAUCUGCUCGAUUAGCGUCUGUUCGUUAAUUUAGUUUCGCUUUUUCCAUUCCGUUUUCAUUACAACUGUACAUGACAAUGGGAGUAUUGCAAUUCUGGUUUCGUUUUAUGGGUACAACCCUCUGGAUAAUUUCCAUCCUGUCGAUCACAAAUCUCACAGGAGGCAAUUCAACAUUGAUUGAGAAAAAUUUCGAUUUGACUUCAUACUUGCGGCCUCUACCUGAAGAUUUACGGACGAAGGUGAGAUUGGCUUUAAAUGCAGAGAAAGGAAAUCUACCAACGAUCCAAGAAUGUGAACAAUCUGAUGACUCGGUACCAUGUCCACCAAGCAAGUUCAGGUCUACCAAUGGAGAGUGUAAUAAUGUGAGACAUCCCAGUUGGGGUACUCGUGGAGCUCCAUUCCUGAGACUUGUAGAUGCGGAAUAUGCCGAUAGAAAAUCUCAGCCGAGAAGCUCAUCAACAACAAAGUCGCUUCCCAAUCCUCUAGAUGUUUCCGCCACUCUUCAGUCUAUUCCCGUUCAAUCGCACGAAUCAGUUACUGCUCUGCUUGGAGCAUGGAGCGAGCUUCUUUUGCACGAUUUGGCUAUGACGGGCAACCUAAAGAGUGAGGAUUGCUGUGCGGAUAACGAGAUUCAUCAAGAAUGUUAUGGACAUCUCGGAAACGGGCAAUGUAAGGAAUAUAUGAGGACUUUGCCGUCUAUGGAUGUUGAUAGUUGCAAUUUCAAGUAUCGCAAUCAGAUGAAUCUAGCGUCCUGCUUCUUAGACGGCUCAGCCGUGUAUGGCAAUACGGAUACCGAAUUACAAGUUCUUCGGACAUACGAUAAUGGCUUGGUAAACAUAUCAGCUUGCUUUCCUUGCCAAACAAAUGCGCUUUAUUCGGCAAUUCUAAGAGAGCAUAACCGAAUUGCGAUAAAUUUAGCAAUGCUGAAUAAACAUUGGAAUGAUGAGGACAUAUUUUUGGAAAGCCGCAGGAUUGUCAUUUCCGAAGUUCAACAUAUCACCUACAAUGAAUUUUUGCCUAUUGUUUUAGGACAAGAAUCAAUAGUGAACUCGGACCUUAGCUUGAGACCACAUGGUCGGUUUUCAAAAUAUUCCAGUUCAAGAAGAGCCGGAAUAUUUAAUGAAGUUGCGUUAACAGCACUUCCAGCUCUUCUGUCUAUGUUGCCCAGCAGCUUGAAUAAUAAAACCGCUGAAACGUUCGCUGAAAUGAUUGAUAUUCUCAUCACCGAACCAGCUCAGAAUCCCAGCAUGCAUAUAUCAGUGCCAUUACGAAAAGACUGGGAUACUUCAGGGUUGUUCGUACACAUGGGUAGAGAUCAUGGCAUUCCUGGCUACAUUACAGUGUUGGAGUUCUGCAGCAAUAAAACGUUCUCCAAGUAUCCGAAAUUUGACGACUUGAAAUCGUAUGGCAUCAAACCUGAAUACGUAAAAGCCUUGCGCUAUUUAUACAAUAAAACUGAGCAUAUUGAUCUACUCCCAGGAGUUUUACUAGAGACGCCCCUUCCUGGGUCUAUAGUCGGCAGAACGCUCAAUUGUUUAUUAACACGUCAGUUUGUUCUUCUUAAAAAAAGUGAUCGGUUCUGGUAUGAAAACGAUUUGCCUCCCAGUUCACUCACAACGGCUCAACUGAAAGAAAUUAAAAAGAUUACAUUGGCAGGCUUAUUGUGUAUCAACACAGAUGAUUUGGGCAAAAUACAACCAAAAGCGUUUGUUGUGGAAGAUCAGUUUCUAAAUGAAAGGAUUUUAUGUGAUCAAUAUGCGUUGCCCCAAUUGGCUGAAUGGGCCGAAAUGGACCCAAAAGUGGACGUCAGUGAAGAACUGUUGAUGCAUGCUCUAGCUAAAGCUGAGCAGAAAGUUUUGCAAAGGAAAAAGAUGGAAUACCAAGUUUGGAGCACAGUCGGUGGAGUUGAUCCUAAGUCAUCUCAUGGGAUAGCUGCAUCAUUUAGCAAAGCCAAUAAGCAAGCUUUGAAAAUCGCAAACACUUCACUGCUGCUAGAAUUUGCAUCAAACGAAAUUUUGAAUUCACUAUCCCAUCGAAGACGAAGACGGCAAAUUUUUGAAGGACGAGGUCUGGAUAUCCUCAUCAGUGACGAUUUCACCGACAAUCUGCAAACUGUGGAUAUAUCAUCGCGCAUUCCAUUUGAAGUGCUUCAUGACGAUGAGAAUUGCGCAGAAGAUGGCCCCUGUGAUCCAACAGCUCCAUAUAGAACCCUCUCAGGCCACUGUAAUAAUCUGAAGAGGCCCAACUGGGGAAAAAGCUUGACUACCUUUAACCGACUGUUGCCUAGUGCUUAUGAGGAUGGCAUUUCGAAACCGAGAACAACGGGAGUGACGGGAGUUCUUCUGCCCAAUCCCAGAACAGUAUCAAAAGUAGUUCACCCAGACAUCAGCAAUCUACACACGCGCUACACCCUCAUGGUCAUGCAGUUUGCCCAAAUAUUAGACCACGAUGUCACCAUGACGCCUAUUCACAAAGGCCAUCAUGAAUCUAUUCCGAGCUGUAGAUCGUGUGACAGUCCUAGAACGGUCCAUCCAGAAUGUAAUCCCAUUCCUGUGCCGCCUGGGGAUCACUAUUAUCCCACAUACAAUUUAACAACUGGCCAAGAAAUUUGUUUUCCAUUUAUGAGGUCUUUGCCUGGACAACUUCACCUUGGGCCCAGAGAACAGAUUAAUCAAAAUACUGGAUUCGUGGAUGGCUCUAUGAUUUACGGAGAAAAUCCAUGCGUGUUAAGGAAGAUUAUUGGCGACCAUGGAAAAAUGAACUGGACAGAACUAGCAAAUACGAAAGGAGUGUUGCCACGAAGUCCUACCCAUCCUGAAUGCAAAUCCAAAUCAGGAUUUUGUUUUAUUGCUGGUGAUGGUAGAGCAUCAGAGCAGCCGGGCCUUACAAUGAUCCACACCAUUUAUAUGAGAGAACAUAACAGAAUUCGAGAUGCUUUGCAUCAAAUUAAUCCACAUUGGGGCCAUGAAAAGCUCUUUGAAGAAUCCCGAAAAAUUGUAAUCGCAAGUUUUCAACACGUAGUUUAUAACGAAUUCUUGCCUAGAAUUCUUGGGUGGAAUGCGAUGAGUCUCUAUGGAUUAAAACUGCUACCUCAAGGCUAUUAUAAAGAAUAUAAUCCCAACUGCAAUCCGGCCGCAUUCACAGAAUUUGCAGCGGCCGCUUUUAGAAUUGGUCAUUCACUUUUGAGGCCUCAUAUUCCUAGACUGGACAAUAACUACAAUAUUGUGGAGCCGCCAAUUCUGUUACGAGACUUUUUCUUCGAAACGGACAUCAUGAUGAAGCCUGGACUAAUCGAUGAUAUUGCUCGUGGAAUGGUGUCGACGCCAAUGGAGAACCUCGAUCAAUUUAUUACAGGAGAAGUAACAAAUCAUUUAUUUGAGGAUCGCAAAAUACCCUUCUCAGGGAUCGAUCUUAUCGCGCUUAAUGUACAAAGAGCUAGGGAUCAUGGUAUACCUUCGUAUAAUAACUACAGAGCUCUGUGUAACCUUAAACGAGCAACCACUUGGGAGGAUUUGUCCCGAGAAAUACCUCCAGAUACUAUAAACCGGUUAAAAUCGAUCUAUCAAACAGUAGAUGACAUUGAUCUGUUUCCUGGAGGGAUGAGUGAGCGACCUCUCCAAGGGGGUCUGAUAGGUCCUACAUUUGGAUGCAUCAUUGCCAUACAAUUUAGACAUGCCAGAAAAUGUGAUAGAUUUUGGUAUGAAACCAAUGAUCCAGUAGUAAGAUUCACCGAAGCUCAAUUAGCUGAAAUUAGGAAAGUAACUUUAGCUAAAACUGUCUGUGAUAAUAUAGAUGGUAAUAGUGAUAUGCAAAGGUCUGCCUUCGAAUUACCCUCAAACUUCCUCAAUCCAAGAGUACCUUGUAGAAACCAUCCGACUAUAGAUUUUAAGCCAUGGAGAGAAAAUGCACCAGGGCAAGGUUGCCUAAUAGGUGGAAGACACGCCAAAGUAGGUGAAAGUGUCUUUCCCUCACCAUGUACGAGUUGUAUAUGCACGACCGAAGGAGGUACUUGUGCAUCUCUAAAAAUAACGGACUGCAGCCAGCUCUUACGGGAAUGGUCAAAAAGCAAUAUUCUCCGAGAUGAAGUUUGCACUGCCCAAUGUGGUUACUUGUUACGCAACUCUGGGCUUUCAAUAUCCAACAAAGCCAAUAACUUUCAAUCUAGACAACAAUUUGUUCGUCAAACCAAAAUAUCGGAUCCCAUUGGGUUUGACUUUCCUAGGGAAGUCCCCGAUUUGAGCCCAUUUAUUGUUUAAAGAGGCUUGCGACUGAUAAUUUUACUUUCUUUCUAUAGUUAAAUAUAAAAAUGCCCAAUUUGUCCAAUGUUAAGUUUUCAAAUUGAUUUGCACUUUUUUCUGAAAAAUAUUGAUAUUAGAAGUGUAAUUGAUUUUUAUAUAGUGCAAACCUUUACGAAUUGUUAGUGAUAUUACAGGUUCAUAUAACAUUAUAUUAGUUACCUAAUAUAUGCCACAAAUGGUCGUAUUUAUCAUUACUAUAAAUCUAAAAAUAUAGGCGAGACGUUUUAGCUUUUGACCGUCGACUUUCACUCACUGCCAAAACAGGCCUCGAUCUUUAAGCUACACUUUUGUAACGUCCUGAGGUCACUCUCCCCUAUAUCAGGUACGAAGGGAUAACAUUUUGCGUUUAAGUGUAUUUUAGAGGUCAGACUUUUUAUAUCUCAUUAGCCCAAGUAAUUUAUUUGAUUUGAUCCAUAUGAAAAUGAACUAUUUUAAAUGGCAAAGAUAAAACGUGUCUAAUGUAUGUAUGUGUUAUGGCUAAAUAUCGAAAUUUGUUACCAACCAGUUGUACCAGUUACUCACAAGUUAAACUAAAAUGUUUGAUUAAUGUUAAUAUUACAUCAGAAACAUUGUUUUUUCUAACACUAGCCAGAUAAUGACAUA
Messenger RNA from Dendroctonus ponderosae (mountain pine beetle), 4982 nucleotides. RefSeq lists its product as uncharacterized. Gene Ontology annotation, molecular function: peroxidase activity; heme binding. Lineage: Eukaryota; Metazoa; Arthropoda; Insecta; Coleoptera; Curculionidae. The record is from RefSeq and is a predicted model, not a curated record. Gene Ontology annotation, biological process: response to oxidative stress.